This is a messenger RNA of Metarhizium brunneum ARSEF 3297, 1902 nucleotides long. It is a transcript of the gene FAT1, whose product is annotated as Fatty acid transporter protein. The record is from RefSeq and is a predicted model, not a curated record. Gene Ontology annotation, cellular component: lipid droplet; peroxisome; cytoplasmic side of plasma membrane. Gene Ontology annotation, molecular function: long-chain fatty acid-CoA ligase activity; long-chain fatty acid transmembrane transporter activity; very long-chain fatty acid-CoA ligase activity. Lineage: Eukaryota; Fungi; Ascomycota; Sordariomycetes; Hypocreales; Clavicipitaceae. Gene Ontology annotation, biological process: very long-chain fatty acid metabolic process; long-chain fatty acid import into cell.
AUGCCACUUCCUCUUGCUGUGACGAUUCCGGCCACAGCUGCAGCAUUCGCCUACGUCAACGCCAAAACUUCCCUCUGGUACGACUACCUUCUUUUCAAAUCAGCUUUCAAGUCAGCCGGCCGCGUCUUUCUCCGCCAGCACCGUGGCAAUCUAUCCGUCUUCCACAACCUCGAGGACCGGGCCAAGCACCCUUCCACAGCCAACAAGGACCUCCUCAUUUUCGAAGGCCGCCAUCACACAUAUGCCCAAGUUUAUGACAAAGCUUUGCGUUAUGGAACGUGGCUGCGAAACAAUUUCGGCAUCAAGCCAAAAGAUGUCGUGGCCAUGAACUUUGAGAACUCGGAUACCUUCAUCUUCGUCUGGCUCGGACUCUGGAGUAUCGGUGCCAAACCAGCCUUUAUCAACUACAACCUUACCGGCAAAUCGUUGGCACACUGCAUCAAAGCAUCCAAAUCCAAGAUUUGUCUUAUUGACCCCAGCGUGGCUGCCAAUCUGACGGAGGACGUGCGGGCCGACCUCGGCGACGUCAACUUUGUCAUAUUCACGCCAGAACUUCAAGCCCAGGCGACGGCCACGUCUCCCGUUCGCGUGCCAGACUCGGAAUUGGUCGAGGACGACCUGUCCAACUUGGCCAUCCUGAUCUACACCUCCGGAACGACGGGCUUACCCAAACCCGCCGUGGUGUCGUGGGCAAAGGUCAUUGCAGGGGGCACCAUUGUGGAAACGCUGCUUGCCCGUGGAGGCAACGACAUCAUGUAUACGUCUAUGCCGCUCUAUCACUCCGCAGCCUCCUUGCUGUCGUUUUGUUCCACCAUGCUCGCCGGCAGCACACAGGCCAUCGGGCGCAAAUUCUCCACCAAGGUAUUCUGGACCGAGGUGCGAGAGUCCAAUGCCACCAUUAUCCAGUAUGUUGGCGAGACGCUGCGCUACCUCCUUGCUGCACCACCCCAGUACGAUGCCGCCACUGGCGAGUGCCUCGACAAGAAGCACAAGGUCACGGCAGCGUUUGGCAACGGCCUCCGCCCCGACAUCUGGAACCAGUUCAAGGACAGGUUCGGGGUGGACACGAUCCUCGAGUUUUAUGCCGCCACGGAAGGCCCCUUUGGCCUGUGGAAUCUCAGCCGCAACGACCACACGGCGGGCGCCAUUGGCCGCAGCGGCCUCCUCUACGGCGGCUUGCAGUCGCUGAGCCUGUCGCUCGUGGAGCUGGACUGGGCGACGGAUCUGCCUAAGCGAGACGCCGAGACGGGCUUCUGCACCAGGGUCCGGCCCGGCGAGCCCGGCGAGCUCAUCUGCAAGCUCGACCCGGAGAACAUCUCCCAGCGGUUCCAGGGCUACUACGGCAACGAGGGUGCGACAUCGUCCAAGGUCAUGCGCGGAGUCUUCAAGCCAGGCGAUGCAUGGUUCCGCACAGGCGACGUUACUCGGUGGGACGCAGACGGCCGCGUGUACUUCAUGGACCGUAUCGGUGACACCUUCCGCUGGAAGUCUGAGAACGUGUCGACCGUCGAGGUCAGCGAGACCCUCGGCCGCCACCCCUCGGUCCGCGAGGCCAACGUCUACGGCGUCGAGCUGCCGCACCACGACGGCCGCGCAGGCUGCGUCGCCAUCGCCUUCGACAAGGCCCCCGACAAGACGGUGCUCCGCAGCCUCGCCUCCCACGUCCAGUCCACGCUCCCCCGCUACGCCCAGCCCCUGUUCCUCAGGGUCCUCAGGGAGGUCGGCGGCGCCGCCCAGACCACGGGCACCAUGAAGCAGCAGAAGCACCUCCUGCGCUUAGCCGGCGUCAAGCCCGGCAACACCAAGACCGACGGCGAGCUGUACUGGCUCAAGGGCGACACCUACGUCCCCUUCCAAGACACCGAGUGGCAAGACCUCCAAGCCGGCCGCGUCAAGCUGUGA